This is a messenger RNA of Vicia villosa (hairy vetch), 1086 nucleotides long. Its product is annotated as protein DEHYDRATION-INDUCED 19 homolog 4-like. The transcript is spliced from 5 exons. The record is from RefSeq and is a predicted model, not a curated record. Lineage: Eukaryota; Viridiplantae; Streptophyta; Magnoliopsida; Fabales; Fabaceae. Bases 145 to 792 code for a protein of 215 amino acids.
AUUCACAACACUUCACAGAACAAAACACAACAAAACAACACAUUCACAGACACAAACACUGUUAUCUAUCUACAACACUCUCUAUCCCCUUUUUCAAUUUAGGGUUCAUCUUCGAUUCUAAUUUCAAUUUCAAUUUCCCCCAAAAUGGACUCCGAUUCAUGGAUCUCAUCCCGUCUCUCCAACUCCUCACGCCGCUACUAUUCUCGAUCCGAUCUGUUUCUCGGCGGAAACGACGACGCUGAACCUGGCGGCGAUGAUUUACGAGCGGAGUAUCUUUGCCCUUUCUGCGCUGAAGAUUACGACGUCGUUUCUCUCUGUUGCCACAUUGACGAGGAACAUCCUCUCCAAGCCAACACUGGGGUUUGUCCUGCUUGUGGGGAAAAGGUGGGAAUGGAUCUUGUUGGACAUAUUACGACGCAGCAUUCGAAGUUUUUCAAAGUGCCGCGAAAAAGGAGGAUAGUGAGGAAAGGAGUUUCCAACUCAGCAUUAUUUAGAAAAGAGUUGAGGGAAGGAGCAUUGCAUUCUCUUCUUGGAGGUUCUUCAUCCAAUUCCGAAUCCGAUACUCUGUUGUCAUCAUUUAUUUUUAACCCAGUUUUAGGCAAUGAAGCUGUGAGUGAGCAAUAUAGUUCUUCCAUUGAAGCUUCCCCAGUAAAAGAUAGCUCAAAAGAUACUCUUGUGGAAAGAAAACCUGAACAAGUACAGAUGUCAGAUGAGGACCGAUUAGAGAAAACCCGAAGGUUAAAUUUUGUGCAAGGGCUUCUGAUGUCCACCAUUCUUGAUGAUGAUUUAUGACUUCUAUUGUAGCUGGUAUAUUAUAAUAUGAGCAGGCGCUGAUCGCGAAGGAGGAGUUUGCUCGAGUGUUACAGAGUGGCAGUAGCUAGAUGCUAGAUCGGAUAAAUAUGUAACGAAUGUAUCUGUAGUUAUGUUAAUAUAAUGCAAAUAUGAAGAUACCUUUUUCGAGUAAAUAUGUAAUGAAUGUAUCUUUUGAUAGGUCCAUCAAAUAACAUGGACCCUUUAUUCGAGUUGCUUCACUAGACUUACAUAAUUGAUAACAUAAAGAAGUUAACGAAAUAAGAAAUUUCUUAA